AUGGCUCCAAUCGUCUCAGCCGCCGGGAACGUCACAGUCAAGGAGCUCACCGGUGGCUGCUCCGUGUAUCCGGAAUACGACGCCUCCGCUGGCCAGGCGGGGCCGUGGUCGAUGCAAGUAAAGGAUACCGAUGGCGUUAUCGACAACCACGGCCUGACCGCCAUUUACUCUCGCGGCUCGACUGGCAUCCGAUGGGGAUACAUGGCUGCACUUGACAAGGCCGCCGUGGCUCAGAUUCCGCUCCAGUGUGUCGACGGCCAAGGUAUUCAGGCCCGGGUACCCACUGGCGUCUCGGGCUACACCUGGGAGAACCUCGUGGCCGCGGAAAUUCCGUACGACGCUCUACUCAUGUACUUUGUCAACGGCACCGAAAUCAAGCCGUAUUCGCAUUACACACUCAACGGCACGCAGAUCGACGGAGUCUUCCUGGGCUCCGAAGGCUACACAACAUGGGGUUUCAGGAAGGAGACGACUUCCGACCAGGGAACUUUCUGGGAGGCCAGAUUGUUGGGCGCCGAUAGUGAGGAUCCUUUGACCGGCAAACCGCUGUUCGAUGGGGAGAUUACUGGCUUCCUCAAAGUUUAUGGCUCUUGA
This is a messenger RNA of Colletotrichum phormii, 594 nucleotides long. RefSeq lists its product as uncharacterized. The transcript has 2 exons. NCBI's taxonomy places the organism in Eukaryota, Fungi, Ascomycota, Sordariomycetes, Glomerellales, Glomerellaceae. The coding region runs from base 1 to 594 and encodes 197 amino acids. The record is from RefSeq and is a predicted model, not a curated record.